Messenger RNA from Culex pipiens pallens (northern house mosquito), 1975 nucleotides. It is a transcript of the gene TfIIFalpha, whose product is annotated as general transcription factor IIF subunit 1. Lineage: Eukaryota; Metazoa; Arthropoda; Insecta; Diptera; Culicidae. Gene Ontology annotation, molecular function: DNA binding; RNA polymerase II general transcription initiation factor activity; TFIIF-class transcription factor complex binding. The record is from RefSeq and is a predicted model, not a curated record. Gene Ontology annotation, biological process: transcription initiation at RNA polymerase II promoter; positive regulation of transcription elongation by RNA polymerase II. Gene Ontology annotation, cellular component: transcription factor TFIIF complex; nucleus. The transcript has 3 exons. Bases 156 to 1856 code for a protein of 566 amino acids.
GCGCCGCGCUCUCAGAAAUUAUUUUCGUCAGCAAAGUUCGGGUGCAGUUUUAGAUCCUCCAUUGCAAUUUGAGAAAUAAAUUAAAUUUUCAUCCAAUCCGGUUGAAAAAGACCGGAAUUGUGUCGUUGUAAGUGCGUGUCCCUGAACUCAACACCAUGAGCGGACCAUCGGGUCAACCGUCCGGUUCGGGGGGGCCGCCGGCUUCGGUGCAGGAGUUCACCAUCCGGGUGCCGAAGCACCUGAAGAAAAAGCACCACGUAAUGCGGUUCAAUGCGACGCUGAACGUGGACUUUACCCAGUGGCGCACGGUCAAGAUGGAGCGGGAGAACAAUCUGAAGGAGUUCAAGGGGAUGGACGAGGACAUGCCCAAGUUUGGGGCCGGGUCGGAGUUUAAUCGUGACCUGCGGGAGGAAGCGCGCCGCAAGCGGUACGGGAUAAUCGCGAAGAAGUACCGGCCGGAAGCGCAGCCGUGGAUUUUGAAGGCUGGUGGGAAGAAGGACGGGAAGAAGUUCCGGGGGAUUCGGGAGGGUGGCGUCGGGGAGAAUGCGGCGUUUUACGUGUUUACGCACGCUCCGGAUGGUGCGAUUGAGGCGUAUCCGUUGCACGAGUGGUACAACUUCCAGCCAAUUCAGCGGUACAAGGCGCUGUCGGCGGAGGAAGCUGAAGCGGAGUUUGGCCGGCGGAAGAAGGUCAUGAACUACUUCUCGCUGAUGUUGAAAAAGCGUAUGAAGGGAGAUGAGGAGGCGGUGGAGGACCAGGAGGAGGCGAAGGCUAAAAAGAGUGCCGGUGGAGGUGGCAAGGCCAAGGAUCUUAAGAUUAGUGACAUGGACGAGUGGAUUGAUUCGGACGAGCAGAGCUCUUCGGACGAUGAGGACGGCGAGGGCAAGCCCAAGGAAAAGGACAGUGACGACGAGAAGGACAAGAAGGCUAAAAACAAGAAGAAGGCCCUGGCCGACAGCAAGAAGAAGAAACGGGACGUUGACGACGAAGCGUUUGAAGAGUCUGACGAUGGCGAUGAAGAAGGUCGCGAGCUGGACUACAUUUCCGACUCUUCGGAGAGUGAGUCGGAACCGGAAACGAAGGCGAACAAGGAGCUCAAAUCGGUCGCCGAGGAAGACGCGCUGCGGAAGCUGCUGACUUCAGAUGAAGAUUCCGAGGACGAAGAGAAGAAAUCCGAAGACGAGGAAAACAAAAAAGACGAAGAAAAGAGCGGGAAGGCCAAGGAAAAGGAAAAGGUUUCCAAGGAAAAGGACUCCAAGGACUCCAAGAAGAAGAAGAAAGACAAAAAGAAGAAGAAGAAGGCCGACAACAACGACAAGAAGGAAUCGUCCAGCUCCAGCUCGGACAGUUCCGACUCGGGCGGUGAAAACAGCAAUUCGAAGCAGAAGAAGAAACACAAGAAGAACAAAAAAGGCGACGGGUCGAACCUGUCCAGUGCCAACAACUCCCGGUCGGCUUCGCCGAGCGUGUCCCAGUUUGAUAGCAACAAGCGCAAAAUGGGCUCCUCGAACAACAUGCCGACGACAGAUCUUACCGGGUCGGACAACAGCAACAGCCCGAUGUCGACACCGGCCAAGAAGACCAAAUUCGACGGGCCCUCGUUUCCCCCGACCUUCUCCGGACUUGUCAGCUCCAACAGCAAAGACGACUACGGCAUCACGGAGGAGGCGGUCCGGCGGUAUCUGAUGCGCAAGCCGAUGACCACGACCGAGCUGCUGACCAAGUUCAAGAACAAGAAGACGGGCGUGUCGAGCGAGAAGCUAGUGGAGACGAUGACGGCGAUCCUGAAGAAGAUCAACCCGGUCAAGCAGACCAUCCAGGGCAAGAUGUAUCUGAGCAUCAAGGUGGCCAAGUAAGGCCGGCAGCGGGAGCAGGGUAAGUUUUACCCGCGAAUUAUUCGGACGUUCUUUCAUUGAUUUACGGGCGCGUUAGGUUAAUAGCAUUGAUUGGAAUAUAACUUUGAACUAGUUUCGUU